ACCCGGCCCCUUUAAUUAUUUUUAACAUAAAAUAUUUCAAACAUAGAGUAUAAAAUACAGUGCAGCCCAACACACCCACCAUCCAGGUUCAAAUGUUAUCAAUAACUUGCCACGUAUGUUUCAGCUAUUCCUAACUGCUUGGCUCUCUUUCCCCUUGGCUGAAUUGUUUUUAAACGAACUGCAGACCCCUUACAUAUGCUAGGAUGCAUCUCUAAAAAAUAUGGACAUCUUCUUCCAUAACCCUAAUGCCUAUAUCCCAUCAUUAGUGGUGAUUCCUUUUUUUUUUUUUAGAGAUGGGGGAGCUCACUGUGUUGACCAGACUGGUCUCGAACUCCUGGUCUCAAGCAAUCCUCCCAUCUUGGCCUCCCAAAGUGGUAGAAUUACAGGUGUGAGCCACUGCACCCCACCAUUAAUGGCGAUUCCUGAUGGACCUCUCAUGAACUUUGUUCUGGGUAAUGGGGAGACACAGAAAGGCUUUACAGGGUUGGGCCCUGUGUGCUCCAGGAAGAUGGAGGGCAGGGACUUGUGGGGAAUGGUGGGGGCGUGGAGACUAGAGCAGUGGGCUUAUAAUGAAUGAGCUUGGUCCAAGUGAGAGGUGACGGGCCGAUGCCUGGAGGUGGCAGGCUGGGUGGAGAGGAGGACAGGGACCAGUGGGAAGGACUUGAGGGGGAGCUGACCAGGCUGCCUCAAAAGGACCCCUGCCUGGAGGAUAUAGGAGGCUUUGGUGUGAGGCAGGGUAGCUGCCACUGUCUGUACCCACAGGUCCUGCAGGCAAGAGGGGGGGCCUUGUGCCAACGCUCCCCUUCCUGGGAGAGCAGGCUCAUUUGGAUCACCUUACCCUGGGGGGCACCUCUCUGAAGAGCCUUGGCAAAACCUGUCCUUUGUUAGGUUUCGUGGGCCAGAUGUACCCCUUCGUGACUCAGGGAUAUCAGCUGUCAAAGCUGGGGAAACCAACGCCCAGAGAAGGGGUGCAAGUUGCCUAAGGCCCCACAGGAGGUCAGAAGUAGAGCAGCUAGAAUUAGAACUUAGGUAUGUCUGUGACUUUCAGCCUAGGAUCACUCAUUAUCUAGAGCUUCCUCUUCUCUCCAAACCCUGCUCCCAGAAGAGGGGUGUCAUUAGCCAUUCAUGCCCAGGUGUGGAUAAGUUUAAAAAUCCCAGGGACGUCUGUACACUAAGCCUCCUUGCUAAUCACGGCCCAACUACAGAAUGCUAUUUAUGGAACAGCUACCACGUGCCACAAAUUGUGCUGGGAGCUUUCCAUCCCUCGCAUCCGAAAAAGCCCCCCCACAGGAGGCAGGCACUAUUAUCCCUACACUCUCUCAUCACAGAGACAAGCACACUACGAUGCAGGGAAGAUGCGGUUUGUUUAGGAUCCCAGGCGAGGGUGUGGUGGAGGCGGUGCCGCACCAAGUCUGUCUAACUGGAAAGUCCACACUCUCAAAUACGAGCCCCCGUGGCCUCUGAGGGACAGGGGUGGCUCCCCAGGAAUGGGCUGGUGGGAGCUCCCUGGCAUCCUCCCUUCCUCUGCCCCGACUCUGCAGCAACCAGAAGCCUCUCCGAGCACCAGACAGGCUCCAGACUGACCCUGACCUCGCGGCGGCCUUCUCCACGGGGCCGGCGCUUCCCAGGGCGGCUUACGCCUUCCGUGUCUGGGGCCAACCGCAGACCUUGCCUUCUGAUGCCGGUGGGAGUUCGGUGCUGCCGCCGGGAGCACCUCAGUCCCCCUGUCGGCUCUCCACCGCGGUCCAGGCGAAUGGCACCAUGUGGGGGGCCCCGAGCGGGUGCCUGCCCCCCUGGCAGCCUUUGCUGAGGGUCUGCUCAGGGCCCUGCCCAGGGCUCUGUCACUACGGCGCUCAGGACCGAGGGGGCGGCGCCUCUGGAUACGGGGCUGCAGGGAGAGACCUGGACCCUGGAGAUGGGGACCGGACCCUGCCCGGGGACGCUGGAGCUGGACCUCGAGGGAUGCUGGCGCAGAUGAUAUUAACCGUUUUCUUGAGCAACAAUGAACAGAUUUUAACAGAAGUUCCUAUAACACCAGAAACAACCUGUCGAGAUGUUGUAGAAUUUUGCAAGGAACCUGGAGAAGGCAGCUGCCAUUUAGCUGAAGUAUGGAGGGGAAAUGAACGUCCCAUACCCUUCGAUCAUAUGAUGUACGAACAUCUUCAGAAAUGGGGUCCACGGAGGGAAGAAGUGAAAUUUUUCCUUCGACACGAGGACUCUCCAACUGAGAACAGUGAACAAGGUGGCCGUCAGACCCAAGAGCAACGAACUCAGAGAAAUGUAACAAAUGUACCUGGAGAAAAACGCACUGAAAAUGGGGUUGGGAAUCCACGUGUUGAACUUACCCUCUCAGAGCUCCAAGAUAUGGCAGCUAGGCAACAGCAGCAGAUUGAAAAUCAGCAGCAGAUGUUGGUUGCCAAGGAACAGCGUUUACAUUUUCUAAAGCAACAGGAGCGCCGUCAGCAGCAGUCUAUUUCUGAAAAUGAAAAGCUUCAGAAAUUGAAAGAACGAGUUGAAGCCCAGGAGAACAAGCUGAAGAAAAUUCGUGCCAUGAGAGGACAAGUCGACUACAGCAAAAUCAUGAACGGCAAUCUGUCUGCUGAAAUAGAAAGGUUCAGUGCCAUGUUCCAGGAAAAGAAGCAGGAAGUACAGACUGCAAUUUUAAGGGUUGAUCAGCUUAGUCAGCAGUUGGAAGAUUUAAAGAAAGGAAAACUGAAUGGGUUCCAGUCUUAUAAUGGCAAAUUGACAGGACCAGCAGCGGUGGAGCUAAAAAGACUGUACCAAGAACUACAGAUUCGUAACCAGCUUAACCAGGAACAAAAUUCAAAACUUCAGCAGCAGAAGGAACUCUUAAAUAAGCGCAACAUGGAGGUGGCCAUGAUGGACAAGCGAAUCAGUGAACUGCGUGAACGUCUCUAUGGGAAAAAAAUUCAGCUGAACCGUGUGAAUGGCACGUCAUCACCACAGUCACCUCUGAGCACAUCCGGCAGGGUCGCUGCUGUGGGGCCUUAUAUCCAGGUUCCCAGUGCCGGAAGCUUUCCUGUCCUGGGGGACCCCAUAAAGCCCCAAUCUCUCAGUAUUGCCUCAAAUGCUGCUCAUGGAAGAUCCAAAUCCGCUAAUGAUGGAAACUGGCCAACAUUAAAACAGAAUUCUAGCUCUUCAGUGAAACCAGUGCAGGUGGCUGGUGCAGACUGGAAGGAUCCGAGCGUGGAGGGGUCUGUCAAGCAGGGCACCGUCUCCAGCCAGCCUGUGCCCUUCUCAGCACUGGGAGCCGCGGAGAAGCCGGGCGCCGAGAUGGGUAAAGUGCCACCUCCCAUCCCGGGUGUAGGCAAACAGCUGCCUCCAAGCUAUGGGACAUACCCAAGUCCCACGCCUCUGGGUCCUGGGUCGACAAGCUCCCUGGAAAGGAGGAAGGAAGGCAGCCUGCCCAGGCCCAAUGCAGGCCUGCCAAGUCGACAGAGGCCCACCCUGCUGCCCCCCACAGGCAGUGCCCCCCAGCCAGGCUCUUCACAACAGAUUCAGCAGAGGAUUUCUGUACCGCCAAGUCCCACGUACCCGCCAGCGGGACCACCUGCAUUUCCAGCUGGGGACAGCAAGCCUGAACUCCCACUGACAGUGGCCAUUAGGCCCUUCCUGGCCGAUAAAGGAUCAAGGCCACAGUCUCCCAGGAAAGGACCCCAGACAGUGAAUUCAAGUUCCAUAUACUCCAUGUACCUCCAGCAAGCCACACCACCUAAGAAUUACCAGCCGGCAGCACACAGCGCCUUAAAUAAGUCAGUUAAAGCAGUGUAUGGUAAGCCUGUUUUACCUUCGGGUUCAACAUCUCCAUCGCCACUGCCGUUUCUUCACGGGUCGCUGUCCACGGGCACACCACAGCCUCAGCCACCCUCAGAAAGUGCUGAGAAAGAGCCCGAGCAGGACGGCCCCGCCGCCCCCACAGAUGGCAGCACCGUGGAGAGCCUGCCACGGCCACUCAGCCCCACCAAGCUCACGCCCAUCGUGCAUUCGCCACUGCGCUACCAGAGUGACGCGGACCUGGAGGCCCUCCGCCGGAAGCUGGCCAACGCGCCCCGGCCCCUGAAGAAACGCAGCUCCAUCACAGAGCCCGAGGGCCCCGGCGGGCCCAACAUCCAGAAGCUGCUGUACCAGCGCUUCAACACCCUCGCCGGCGGCAUGGAGGGCACCCCUUUCUACCAGCCCAGCCCCUCCCAGGACUUCAUGGGCACCUUGGCCGAUGUGGACAAUGGAAACACCAAUGCCAAUGGAAACCUGGAAGAGCCCCCCCCUGCCCAGCCUACAGCCCCACUCCCCGCCGAGCCUGCCCCGUCGUCAGAUGCCAAUGAUAAUGAGUUACCUUCCCCCGAACCAGAGGAGCUCAUCUGUCCGCAAACCACCUACCAAACUGCCGAGCCGGCGGAGGACAAUAACAACAAUGUGGCCACGGUCCCCUCCACGGAGCAGAUCCCAAGUCCUGUGGUCGAGGCCCCAUCUCCAGGGGAAGAGCAGGUCCCUCCAGCACCUCUUCCCCCUGCCAGCCACCCUCCUGCCACCUCCACGAGCAAGCGGACCAACUUGAAGAAGCCCAACUCGGAGCGGACAGGGCAUGGGCUGAGAGUCCGGUUUAACCCCCUGGCACUGCUUCUAGACGCAUCUCUGGAAGGAGAGUUCGAUCUAGUGCAGAGGAUCAUCUACGAGGUGGAAGAUCCCAGCAAGCCCAACGAUGAAGGGAUCACCCCACUGCACAACGCCGUCUGCGCUGGCCACCAUCACAUCGUGAAGUUCCUGUUGGACUUUGGCGUCAACGUGAAUGCUGCUGAUAGUGAUGGAUGGACGCCGCUGCACUGCGCUGCCUCUUGUAACAGCGUUCACCUCUGCAAACAGCUGGUGGAGAGUGGUGCCGCCAUUUUUGCCUCAACCAUAAGCGACAUUGAAACUGCUGCAGACAAGUGUGAGGAGAUGGAGGAAGGCUACAUCCAGUGCUCCCAGUUUCUAUACGGGGUGCAGGAAAAGCUGGGUGUGAUGAACAAAGGUGUGGUGUAUGCUCUGUGGGACUACGAGGCCCAGAACAGUGAUGAGCUGUCCUUCCACGAAGGGGACGCCCUCACCAUCCUGAGGCGCAAGGACGAAAGCGAGACUGAGUGGUGGUGGGCUCGCCUUGGAGACCGGGAGGGCUAUGUGCCCAAAAACCUGCUGGGGCUGUAUCCACGGAUCAAACCCCGACAGCGAACGCUCGCCUGAACUUCCUUUUGGAGCACCGCAUGGUCUUGCCAGCUACCAGGAGCCACUGAAGAGAUUAUUGUGCCGUUUUCCCAGGAAAGCUGAAGCUAGAAAAUGGUCUUAAUGGUGCUCACUUCAGCAGACAGCGUCCACAAUGUGAAUCCUACAGUUUCCAGGUGAGGCCCUUUCUCCAGUUUGCCCAUAACUGGGAGAGGUACUUUCGCCUCCAAGGACUGAAUUUUGCCAAUUACUAUAAAUCCAAAUAAAUACCCGCUUUCAAAACACCCACCCCUCUUGCCGUUAAGAAGGUCCCAUAACCCCUGGUUGGUUGCCAGUGAAGACAGCUCUUACUGAGUUGGCCCCAAGGCCAUCACCCCCUCCAGCAGUGAACACUGUCCGUGGCUGUGAGGCCUGCUCCCCUGCGACAGCCCUGCCUCCUGUCACCGAAUCGGACACUCAUCCUUUCUCACACUCCCCACACACGAUCCUUCUUCCUCCCUUCAUCACCAAAGGAGCCUCUGUAUGGAAACGUGUCCAGUGUUGCUGCCCAACGUGUAUGCCUCCCAGCAGCCACUCUGCCUGGCCGCCUUGGGGGUUCUGCUUCCUGUUCCAGUUCACCUAAAGGCUGAUUGUGCAGGCCCAGCACUGUGGCUGGACUGCCACGCCACGGGCACCAGGACCCCUAAGACCAAGUGACAAUCGGAAGAGCCUCAGCGUAUACUCUUCUCCUGUGAUUUUACAGCCUCUCAUGCUGCUCAGUGUGGUUCUCAGCCCUGCAAGCUCAAAUUCAGUUCUCUGAAUGGAGUCAGGUGCUGGAGGCCGUGGCAGCGGAGGGUAGUCAGGGUUGGGGCUGGGGGUGGACUGGCGUGAGGGCAGACCAGGGCCAGGUAGAUGGGGCUGUUUGGUGUCUGAAGGAUGGCAGGUGCCUGGCAUCAGGAGGGGCCGCCACCAAGGGGCAGCAGCUGGGGCAGAGGAGAUGGGGUCAGGGGCCACCCCCCUCUGCUGAUCUCCCUGCCUGGGCUGGCUGUGAGGACGCCACCUUUGUCCCAGGCCCAGCCUCGAGGCGAGGAGGAUGCUUCACUGCGGUGUGAAUUGUACGUACAGGCUUUUUAUAUACCAAAAGUAUUUUUUGACUAGACCAUUCAAAGCUACCCGAACUAUGUUGGAAAUUUUUUUCCUCAUUAAAAUACAGGCCCUUAGGCUCUAUUUUUCAUGUAUGAGUCUUGUGUGUAAUUUAUGUAUAAAUGUGUGUAUAGAGUCACUGAUGCAGCACUGUAGCCCAUCACCCUGGAGCAUUGACUGUACAUAGUGUGGUGAAGAAAACUGAAUGCCAUUGUAGAGCAGCCCGGCCACAGGAGCGUGGCCACUGCCACCCGACGCUGCUGACGCUGUGUAAAUGUGCACAAUAAACCCGUCUCACCCCGGC
This is a messenger RNA of Cercocebus atys (sooty mangabey), 6643 nucleotides long. It is a transcript of the gene PPP1R13B, whose product is annotated as protein phosphatase 1, regulatory subunit 13B. Lineage: Eukaryota; Metazoa; Chordata; Mammalia; Primates; Cercopithecidae. The record is from RefSeq and is a predicted model, not a curated record. Gene Ontology annotation, cellular component: nucleus. The coding region runs from base 1762 to 5238 and encodes 1158 amino acids. Gene Ontology annotation, molecular function: transcription factor binding; p53 binding. The transcript has 17 exons. Gene Ontology annotation, biological process: apoptotic process; negative regulation of cell cycle; regulation of apoptotic process.